Messenger RNA from Fusarium sp. VM40, 3144 nucleotides. The record is from the annotation of a GenBank genome assembly. NCBI's taxonomy places the organism in Eukaryota, Fungi, Ascomycota, Sordariomycetes, Hypocreales, Nectriaceae.
AUGCACAUCAUCAAGCCUUCAUGGCUGAGCCACAGCGGCGAGCAAAAGGAUUUUGAGGUUUACAGUUGCCACGUUUCACCCGAUGGCAAACGACUUGCGACCGCUGGCGGCGAUGGACACGUGCGAGUCUGGUCGACCGAGUCUGUUUAUAAUGCUAACUCCCCCGACUACAACAAGCCGCGCCAGCUCUGUCAUAUGAGCCAUCAUCUUGGAACGAUUCACUCGGUUCGCUUUUCGCCCAAUGGGCGAUAUCUUGCCAGCGGCGCCGACGACAAAAUUAUCUGCGUAUACCAUCUCGACAAAGGUCCUCCAGCUGCCACCUUUGGUACCAACGAGCCUCCGCCCGUAGAGAAUUGGAAGACAUACAAGCGUCUGAUUGGACACGACAACGAUGUUCAGGAUCUUGCCUGGUCAUACGACUCUUCGAUACUUGUCUCUGUAGGCCUCGAUUCCAAGGUUGUUGUUUGGUCUGGUCAUACCUUUGAGAAGCUAAAGACUCUACCGGCGCAUCAGAGUCACGUCAAAGGAAUCACCUUUGACCCUGCAAACAAGUUCUUUGCUACUGCAAGCGACGAUCGAACGAUCAAAAUCUUCCGAUUCACCUCACCUGCACCCAAUGCGACACAACAUGAUAUGGUCAACAACUUUGUCCUAGAAACAACCAUUAGUUCCCCAUUCAAGAGCUCGCCCUUAACGACCUACUUCCGACGAUGUUCAUGGUCCCCGGAUGGAAACCACAUUGCCGCGGCCAACGCUGUCAAUGGUCCUGUUAGCUCGGUUGCUAUCAUAGAGCGCACGAGAUGGGAUAGCGAGAUCAACCUCAUCGGGCAUGAGGCUCCCACAGAAGUAUGCAUGUUUUCUCCUCGACUUUUUCACACAGUAAAGCCAGACGCAAAUGCCACCGCCGAGGAAAACGCGGGAUCUCUUGUGACUGUCAUUGCCUCAGCGGGCCAGGACAAGACACUAAGCAUAUGGAACACGAACACAUCAAGGCCUGUUGUCAUUCUCCAAGAUUUGGCAGGCAAGUCGGUAUCUGACCUAGCGUGGACUCCAGAUGGCCAGACGCUGUUUGCUUGCAGUUUAGACGGCAGUAUUGUGGUUGUCAAAUUUUCUGAAGGAGAACUUGGCUGGGUAGCGCAGCCCGAGGAGAACGUCAAGGCUCUUCAGAAAUAUGGUGGUUCAAGGAAGGGAAUGGGAAUUGCGGAGGAUGUGGACGGUCUAAUCUUGGAAAACCAGAGUAAAGCAGGCGAAUCGAGGGCUGCUGAGUCCAGGAUGGGUGCACUUAUGGGAGACUCCCUUGAGUCAACCAAAGAGUCAACACCUGCCACCAACGGUACUAAGCCCAGUGCAUCAGCAUCAAAGCCGUCUACAAAUGGCCAAGCAGAGUCAGAAAAGGAAAAGGAGCCCGAAAAAGAGCCAGAAAAACAACCAGAAGAGGCAGCUGACAAAACAGCUGAACGUGUCAAAGAAUUGAAAUCGCGAGUCACUAUUGGCAAGGAUGGAAAAAAGCGCGUCGCCCCAUUGUUGGUGUCUUCUUCAGGUACAGGCACAUCUUCCUUGCCCCAGACCCAAUUAGUCGGGACCACGAGUACCAGCAGGACAUCUCAAAACGACACCCCCCAAACAAUACUCGAAAUGAGCAAGCCUUUUGACGGGCUACCCAGAGGCGGUAUUGUCGCCAUGCUGCUUGGCAACAAGAGGCGCAUCAACGUCGCUGAAGGUGAAGAUGAGGAGGAGCCCCUGGCCAAACGCGCCGCGACAGGCCCUACGACUAUUGUCACUGAAGGACCUGACGGUGCUGAGCCGGCAGCACUCGUACCUGUUCAAAAUGGUGUCCUCCCUACUCCUGAGUUCCUUCGGCCUGCGGUAAUGAACCCCUCCAUCGCCUUUGCUCAAGUCAGACUGGCUGCGCCAAAGAUUCGAUCACAUAUUCUUCGGCCAUUAGACAGAGGGGUUCUACAAGGAGAGGGCUCCUCUGAAGAUGCAGCGAAGACUCCGGAGAACAUCAUCCUAGAAGCUAAGAAUGAUUCCAAUCCAAGGGACCCCUCACACGUUCAAGUUACUAAAAGGGGCGCUCUUAUCUGGGAGGAGUGGCUUCCCCGGGCUAUCAUUCUGGUUACAGCAACACAACACUUUUGGGCUGCCGCUUGCGAAGACGGAUCUGUGCAUACUUGGACUCCUGCUGGAAGAAGACUCUUGACCCCUAUUAUACUUGAGUCACAACCUGUCGUUCUGGAAUCUCGCGGUCACUGGUUACUGUGCAUCACAGCUGUGGGCCUUGCUCAUGUCUGGGAUUUGAAAACCCAGUCCUCUCCCGCCCCCCCAGUGUCAUUGGGGCCAAUCCUGGACAUUGCAACAACUUCGUUAAACCAGCACAGCGCGACACCUGCUCCAGGCGUCACCUCUGCUCAUCUUAACGAUACCGGCCAUGUCAUCGUGACGCUAACUAAUGGUGAUGGCUACUACUAUGCCCGAGAAAUGUAUACUUGGCAACGCCUCAGUGAAGCCUGGUGGGCGGUAGGCUCACAAUACUGGAACUCCAAUGAUUCUUCUAUAUCUGCCCUGCAGUCUACAGCUGUUGGCCCAGCCUCGAAGGACGGUCAAGCUAAGGAGGCUUCCAAGGCUACUGUGUCAUCAGGCAUCAUACCUUUCCUCGAGCGCCACACAACCAACGAGUUCCUUCUAAAAGGCAGAGCAUAUGGCUUGCAACGAAUCAUUAAGAUGGUUGUGCAACGAAAGGAAGCUGAAAAUCUGGAGAGCAGUGUCAGCAUUGCUCAUCUGGAAAACCGAAUCGCCGGUGCAUUACAAAUUGGGGCGCGAGAAGAGUUCCGUCUUUAUCUGUUCAUGUAUGCCAAGCGGUUGGGUGCCGAGGGAGCAAGGGUGAAAGUUGAGGAGCUUCUCAAUAGCCUUCUUGGAGGUAUUCUUGAGGACAGUGAAGACGAUGAUGAAGACGAUGGCCACGGGUGGUUCAGCAAAGAAGGUGAUCUAUGUGGAUGGGAUCGAAAGGAGUUGCUUAAGGGUGUGGUAAUGAUCCUCGGCAAAUACCGUGAGUUACAACGGUUAACACUUCAGUACGCAAGGGUACUCGACUUCAGUCUAGAAGAUGGUUCAGUAGAUGUCGAGCAGAUGGACGUUGAAACAUAA